UCACCUAUCUUGCAUUCUACUUCAUUGUUGUGGAUUCAACUACAUUAUUUCAAUGACUACUCAAAACACUCAUAGUUUUGUCUUCUUUAUGUUAUUAGGUAUAGGGAUAUGUUCAGCCAGAACAAUCCUACAUUAUAGAGAGCCUGCCCAUGCUCCUGCUGUCAGCUAUGGUGCAGGCCAUGUCGUCGGUGGUGGUGGAUCGGAGUAUAGAUUUGGUGGUGCUGCAAGUUAUGGUGGUGUUUGGGGAUAUGGUGGCGUAGGAGGUGCAGGAAGUGGUGGGGAUUAUGGAGCGAUAGGAGAACAUGGUGCUCCUAGCUAUGGAGGUGGUAGUGGUGGUGGAAAAGGCGGUGGCGUUGCCUAUGGAGGUGUUGGUGGACAUGGUGGUGGUGGCAGCAGUGUUGCUUAUGGAGGUAUUGGUGGUGGCGUUGGCGGUAAUGGUGGUGCUGAUGGUGGUGGGGGCGCUGGAUAUGGAGCGAGCGGCGAUAGUCGGGGUACUGGCAGUGGCGGUGGCUCUGGAUAUGCUGGAAAGCAUGGCAGUGGUUACAGAGGUGAAGAAGGUAGUGGUGCCGAUGGCAGUCAUGGUGUUGGUGGCAAACAUGACAAAGGUUAUAAAGGAGGCGGCGGACAUGGUGUUGGUGCCGGAGGAGGCGGCGGACAUGGUGCUGGUGCCGAAGGAGGCUAUGCUGCUGGAGCAGCAAGUGGUGGAAGAGCUGGAAGUGGAGCUAGUGGUGGCUAUACAGGUGGUGUAGGAGAAGGUGGUGCUGGAGGAGGCAGCGAACAUAGUGUUGGUGGCAAACAUGAUGCUGGUGCCAUUAAAGGUGAUAAACAAGGUGGUGGUGCCAGUGGAAAACAUAAUGAAAGUUACGGAGGAGGCGGUGGACACGGUGGUGGUGCCGGAGGAGGUUAUACUACUGGAGGAGCAAGUGGUGGAGCUACUGGAAGAACAAGUGGUAGAGGAGCUGGAGGUGGAGCUAAUGGUGGCUAUGCAAGUGGUGUAAUAGGAGGCGGUGAAGAUGGUGGUGUCGGAGGAGACAGCAAACAUGGUGUUGGUGGAAAACAUGGUGCUAGUGCCAUUGGAGGUAACGAACAUGGUGAUAGUGCCAAUGCCAAACAUGAUGCUAGUGGAAAACAUGGUGCUGGUGGCAAACAUAGUACUAGUGCUAUUGGAGGCAGCAAACAUAAUGGUGGUGCCGAUGGCAAACAUGGUACUAGUGAAAAACAUGGCGAAGGCUAUAGAGGAGGCCACGAACAUGGUGAUGGUGCCGAAGGAAGUUAUACUACUGGAGGAGCAAGUGGUGGAGAAGCUGGAGGUGGAGCUAGUGGUAGUUAUACAGGUGGUACAGGAGGAGGCAGCGGACAUGAUGCUGGUAGUGGUGCUGAUGGCAAACAUGGUGCUGGUGGCAAACAUGGUGUUGGUUCCAUUGGAGGUGGCAAACAUGGUGCUAGUGCCUAUGGUAAACAUGGUGCUGGUGCUGAUGCCAAACAUGGUGCUGGUGUCAUUGGAGGUGGCAAACAAGGUGCUGGUGCUGAUGGCAAACAUGGUGCUGGUGGAAAACAUGGCCAAGGCUAUGGAGGAGGUGGCGGACAUGGUGGUAAUGCCGAAGGAGGUUAUGCUGCUGGAGGAGCAAGUGGUGGAGGAGUUAGAGGUGAAGCUAGUGGUGGCUAUGCAGGUGGUGCAGGGGGAGGAGGAGGUUCCAAUGGUGGCAGCAGCUAUGAAGGAGCUCAUAGAGGUGUAUAUGGAGGACAAGGUGGUGGUGAAGGCGGUGGCCAUGGUGCUGGUGGCAAACAUGGCGAAGGCUAUGGAAGAGGCGGCGGACAUGGUGGUGGUGCUAGAGGAGGAGGCGGACAUGGUGGUAGUGGAAAACAUGGUGCUGGUACCAUUGGAGGUGACAAACAUGGUGGUGGCGCCGAUGGCAAACAUGGUGCUGGUGCCAUUGGAGGCGGCGAACACGGUGGUGUAGUCGGAGGAGGCAGCAGACAUGGUGGUGCAGUCAGAGGAGGUGGUGAACAUGGUGGUGGUGCGGUUGGAAGUUAUGCUGCUGGAAGAGCAAGUGGUGGCUAUGUAGGUGGUGCAAGCGGAGGAGUUUUCAGUGGUGGCAGCGGCUAUGGAGGAGCUUAUAGAGCUGCAUAUUGGGGACGAGGUGGUGAUGAGAGCGGUGAUUAUGCUCCUUGAAAUUACCUUUACUACUUCUUUGUCACCAAAAGCUUCACCUCUUCUUACCUAUAUUAAAUUAUUAUUAGUAUUAAUAAGGGGAAAAAAACUCGGUCAAAAGUCACUUUUGAUCCCUGUAGUUUAGCACUUCAACCACUUUUGACCUUGUAGUUUCAAUUCGUCAAUUUUGUCGUUGUAGUUUCAUAAUUGUAGCAAUUUAAGGACCAUUCUAAUUUCCAUCAAAUUAUUCUAACUUUUGUUAUC
Prunus mume (Japanese apricot) is the source of this 2416-nucleotide messenger RNA. Lineage: Eukaryota; Viridiplantae; Streptophyta; Magnoliopsida; Rosales; Rosaceae. The record is from RefSeq and is a predicted model, not a curated record.